CCGUCUCCAAGACUGAUAGACACACAUCUGCCGCACCAGUUCUUCCCCAAAGAAGCUCUGCAGCACAACAAGAUCGUUCACGUGAGCCGCAAUCCCAAGGACGCAUACGUAUCCUACUAUAAUCUGGCUUACGGCAUGAAACUGUUCGAAUACGAUGGGAAGUGGGAUGGUUAUUUUGAAAUGAUAAUGGGCUAUCAAAAUAAAAAAAUUCUUGAUUACAGUGAUUGGUUUGGUAUAGUGUUACCGUGGUGGAAGUUGUCAGAGAACCAUCCAAAUAUCUUGAAUGUUUACUACGAGGAUAUUGUCGAGGAACCCGUGAGUCAAGUCCAGAGAAUCGCUGAGCACAUAGGUAACCCCAAAGAUGGCGCCACAUACCAAAAGAUCGCAGAGGCAACAACCUUCCACUCCAUGAAGACCAAGAAACGCGUUGAGGGAUUUGACUUGCAGUUCAACACUGACGAGGGCGACGUCUGGAAAGCGGGCACCCCGGGGAUGUACAGAAAGGGGCAGAUAGGGGACUGGAAGAAUUAUUUUACUGUAUCACAAAACGAACGCUUUAAUGCAGUUUAUCAGUGCGCAAUGAUGCACUCAGGUCUACAGAAUAUGGGGAACAGAUAUGAGUGGAACUGA
Lingula anatina is the source of this 630-nucleotide messenger RNA. RefSeq names its product sulfotransferase 1B1. NCBI's taxonomy places the organism in Eukaryota, Metazoa, Brachiopoda, Lingulata, Lingulida, Lingulidae. The record is from RefSeq and is a predicted model, not a curated record. Gene Ontology annotation, molecular function: sulfotransferase activity.